ACGCUUCCAUGGCGCAGUUCGUGUUCGAGAGUGACCUGCACUCGUUGCUGCAGCUGGAUGCACCCAUCCCCAAUGCACCCCCUGCGCGCUGGCAGCGCAAAGCUAAGGAAGCUGCGGGACCGGCCCCCUCACCCAUGCGGGCCGCCAACCGAUCCCACAGCGCAGGCAGGACCCCAAGCCGAACACCCGGCAAAUCUAGCUCCAAGGCACAGACCACUCCCAGCAAACCUGGUGGUGACCGCUAUAUCCCCCAUCGCAGCGCUUCCCAGAUGGAAGUGGCCAGUUUCCUCCUAAGCAAGGAGAACCAGCCUGAAAAUAGCCAGACGCCCACCAAGAAGGAACAUCAGAAAGCCUGGGCUUUGAAUCUGAACGGCUUUGAUGUGGAGGAAGCCAAGAUCCUUCGGCUCAGUGGAAAACCACAAAAUGCCCCAGAGGGUUACCAGAACAGACUGAAAGUGCUUUAUAGCCAGAAGGCCACGCCUGGCUCCAGCCGGAAGACCUGCCGUUACAUUCCUUCCCUACCAGACCGUAUCUUGGACGCCCCUGAAAUCCGGAAUGACUACUACCUGAACCUUGUGGACUGGAGCUCUGGGAAUGUACUGGCUGUGGCGUUGGACAACAGUGUGUACUUGUGGAGUGCUAGCUCUGGUGACAUCUUGCAGCUGCUGCAAAUGGAGCAGCCUGGGGACUAUAUAUCUUCUGUGGCCUGGAUAAAAGAGGGCAACUACCUAGCUGUGGGCACCAGCAGUGCCGAGGUGCAGCUAUGGGAUGUGCAGCAGCAGAAGCGGCUUCGAAACAUGACCAGUCAUUCGGCUCGAGUGGGCUCCCUAUGCUGGAACAGCUAUAUCCUGUCCAGUGGCUCACGCUCUGGCCAUAUCCACCACCAUGAUGUUCGGGUAGCAGAACACCAUGUGGCCACACUGACUGGCCACAGCCAGGAGGUGUGUGGGCUGCGCUGGGCCCCAGAUGGACGACAUUUGGCCAGUGGUGGCAAUGAUAACGUGGUCAAUGUGUGGCCUAGUGCUCCCGGAGAGGGUGGCUGGGUUCCCCUGCAGACAUUCACCCAGCAUCAAGGGGCUGUCAAGGCUGUAGCCUGGUGUCCCUGGCAGUCCAACGUCCUGGCAACUGGAGGGGGUACCAGUGACCGGCACAUUCGCAUCUGGAACGUCUGCUCUGGGGCCUGUCUGAGUGCUGUGGAUGCCCAAUCCCAGGUGUGCUCCAUCCUCUGGUCUCCCCACUACAAGGAGCUCAUCUCGGGCCACGGCUUUGCCCAGAACCAGUUGGUUAUUUGGAAAUACCCAACCAUGGCCAAGGUGGCUGAGCUUAAAGGUCACACUGCCCGGGUCCUAAGUCUGACCAUGAGCCCAGACGGGGCCACGGUGGCAUCGGCAGCAGCAGAUGAGACCCUGAGGCUGUGGCGCUGCUUUGAGUUGGACCCUGCACGGCGGCGGGAGCGGGAGAAAGCCAGUGCAGCCAAAAGCAGCCUCAUUCACCAAGGCAUCCGUUGAGGACCAACUCAUCACCUCAGUUUUUUGUUUUUGUUUUUUAUUUUUCUAAUAAAGUCAUGUCUCUCUCU
Messenger RNA from Puma concolor (puma), 1576 nucleotides. The record is from RefSeq and is a predicted model, not a curated record. NCBI's taxonomy places the organism in Eukaryota, Metazoa, Chordata, Mammalia, Carnivora, Felidae.